AUGUCCCCCGACUCAAAGCAUCGCCACAAGCGGGCUCUGGGUGAUGUCGAGGACCUCGUGCGGGGGGCGGUGGAGAAGACGCUGCGCAGGGGCGAUGCCUCCUCUGCCAUCUAUGAAGCCAUCUCCUUGAAGCAGGAGAAUGAGGCCCUCCGGGCCAAGCUGACGGAGGUGGAACGGAUAGACGACGAGGAAAUCACCCGCCUCUGGUCCAUCAUAGGUGGGCGGCGACGGGGGUCCAGCGCCGGAUAG
Messenger RNA from Auxenochlorella protothecoides, 249 nucleotides. RefSeq lists its product as hypothetical. The record is from RefSeq and is a predicted model, not a curated record. The coding region runs from base 1 to 249 and encodes 82 amino acids. The transcript has a single exon. Lineage: Eukaryota; Viridiplantae; Chlorophyta; Trebouxiophyceae; Chlorellales; Chlorellaceae.